CAUACCCUGCUCGUUUAUUCAAAACCCAAUCAACUCUGAUCAAUACAGAGAAAACCCAGUUGGGGUUUAAGCCCAGAGGCAGAGUCCAAGCAAAAUGCGAGACGGGGAUUGCUUCUUCUGCAGGUUUCGGAUUGGGAAACAGAGGAAGAAGAAGGAAAACAGAGGGGUUUCAGAGGGGGAAGCCAUGGGUGGUGACGUGUACGGCCGAGGGCAUAGAGAGAGGAAUGUUGAUGGGAACAGAGGAGGAGGAUCAGGAGAGGCUGCUGCUGCUAAGAAAGCAAUCAGUGUGCCAGAGAGGUUCAAGGUGGUGGCUUUGUUGGCGUGUGUGAUGUGCUUGUGUAAUGCCGAUAGAGUCGUCAUGUCUGUGGCUAUUGUUCCACUCGCAGCUAAAAAUGGCUGGACCAGUUCUUUCUUGGGCGUCGUUCAGUCAUCUUUUCUAUGGGGAUACAUAUUCUCAUCAGUGAUUGGAGGAGCCUUGGUGGACAAGUAUGGAGGAAAGAGAGUGAUGGCAUGGGGUGUGGCCAUGUGGUCUCUGGCUACUCUCCUCACCCCAUGGGCUGCCAACCAUUCCACAACCAGCCUCUUGGCCGUUCGUGCCUUCUUUGGACUGGCUGAAGGUGUGGCCUUGCCAUCCAUGAGCACCCUCUUGUCCAGGUGGUUUCCAACCCAAGAAAGAGCAAGUGCAGUUGGAAUCUCUAUGGCUGGUUUUCACAUUGGCAAUGUCAUAGGCUUACUGCUAACUCCAGUUAUGUUAUCAUCAAUUGGAAUUUCUGGCCCCUUUAUUCUCUUCUCUUCCAUUGGACUUCUCUGGCUGACAAUCUGGGCAUAUACAGUCACAAAUGAUCCAGGAGAGAGUUAUUGCAUCAGCAAAUCAGAGCUCCGAUUGAUCCAAGCUGGAAAAUCUGAUUCUCCAGUAAACAGUGGCAAGCUCCCACCUCUGAGGCUCCUCUUAUCAAAAUUACCAACAUGGACCAUUAUUUUGGCCAAUAUAACUAACAAUUGGGGAUACUUUGUUCUACUCUCGUGGAUGCCUGUUUAUUUUAAGACUGUAUUUGGUGUAAACUUGAAGCAAGCAGCAUGGUUUAGUGCUGUUCCAUGGGGAACAAUGGCAGUUUCCAGCUACAUUGCUGGUGCAGCAUCAGAUUCAUUAAUCAAGGCAGGCUACUCUUUGACUUCAGUUCGAAAGAUCAUGCAGUCAAUUGGUUUCAUUGGACCUGGAGUGUCAUUGCUCUGCCUAAACUAUGCGAACACACCCACGGAUGCAGCGGUACUCCUCACAGCAGCCUUGUGCUUCAGCUCUUUCAGCCAAGCAGGCUUUCUCCUUAAUAUACAAGAUAUCGCCCCUCAAUACGCUGGAUUUCUCCACGGGAUUUCAAAUUCAGCAGGGACAUUUGCAGCCAUAGUCAGCACAAUAGGAACUGGUUAUUUUGUACAAUGGUUAGGAUCAUUUCAGGCAUUCCUAACUGUCACUGCGGCGCUCUAUUUCGCGACAGCAAUCUUUUGGAACCUAUUUGCUACUGGAGAGCGUGUCUUCUAGACUGAAAUGUCCAACAAUUUGCAUCAGUAAUAUAUACGCUUAAAUUUUUUUAGGAAAUCUUAGAUGAUAUAGGCAUGGAAAAGAUGAACAUAAACAUCAAUGUGGAGAUCUUAGAUGGCAUAGGCAAGGAAACGAUGAACAUAACAUCAAUUUGGAUGUUCGAAAUUUUGGUUCAUUUUUUAGGCAAUGUUAGAGCUGAGAGAGAUUUGAGCAAGUAGAGUUGAACACUCAUGUUUCAAGAUUCUGCAAGGCAUUCCUUGCUCUUCUGUUGCAUAUUUUAGAUUAUGUUCUAAGAAGCAAAUAAAUUAUUCAUUUUAGAAGAUAGUCUUGGCUUUAUUU
Molecule: messenger RNA, 1876 nt
Organism: Prunus persica (peach)
Lineage: Eukaryota; Viridiplantae; Streptophyta; Magnoliopsida; Rosales; Rosaceae
Product: probable anion transporter 3, chloroplastic
Biological process (GO): transmembrane transport
Cellular component (GO): plastid
Molecular function (GO): phosphate transmembrane transporter activity
Source: RefSeq, a predicted model, not a curated record